This is a messenger RNA of Fukomys damarensis (Damara mole-rat), 657 nucleotides long. RefSeq names its product SH3 domain binding protein 2 (gene Sh3bp2). The coding region runs from base 1 to 432 and encodes 143 amino acids. Gene Ontology annotation, molecular function: SH3 domain binding. Gene Ontology annotation, biological process: signal transduction. Lineage: Eukaryota; Metazoa; Chordata; Mammalia; Rodentia; Bathyergidae. The record is from RefSeq and is a predicted model, not a curated record. The transcript has 4 exons.
AUGGGCCCAGUCGUUGCGUCGGUCCGCGUGUCCCGGUCCCGGUCCUUCCUCCCCUCUGGCGACUGCGGUCUGCGCCCCGUGACGCGACCCACCCAGCGCCCUCGGGGCCCAGGCGGGGAAUGUGCUCUGACCCCUCCCGCGACACCAACUUUCCGACCCACCUGUCGGUGCGGACUCACGCCGAGCUUCAUGGCGGCUGAGGAGAUGCACUGGCCGGUCCCCAUGAAGGCCAUUGGUGCCCAGAACCUGCUGACCAUGCCCGGCGGUGUGGCCAAGGCUGGCUACCUGCACAAGAAGGGGGGCACCCAGCUGCAGCUGCUCAAAUGGCCGCUGCGCUUCGUCAUCAUCCACAAGCGCUGCAUCUACUACUUCAAGAGCAGCACAUCUGCCUCCCCGCAGGGCGCCUUCUCCCUCAAUGGCUACAACCGGUGAGUGCCCACCCUGCCCACGAUGGUGCCCACUCUGUGCAGGCCCGAGGGUGUCGCAGCUCUCCCUGAGCCCCCUUGCCUGAGGUCCUCACCUCCUGUCCCCUGUGCAGAGGGUCUGCACUGCUGCCCUCUUGGGUCCUUGCCCACUGGCUGCCCAGGGACUCGUGCAACCCUCCUCCCUCGUGCAUGGCUCCUUCCCCACCAUGGCCUCUUUCUGGGGAGCUCAGUC